This is a messenger RNA of Hemiscyllium ocellatum (epaulette shark), 3731 nucleotides long. RefSeq lists its product as uncharacterized. Gene Ontology annotation, molecular function: double-stranded RNA binding; nucleotidyltransferase activity; tRNA binding. Gene Ontology annotation, biological process: regulation of translational fidelity. The coding region runs from base 170 to 2803 and encodes 877 amino acids. Gene Ontology annotation, cellular component: cytoplasm. The transcript has 12 exons. The record is from RefSeq and is a predicted model, not a curated record. Lineage: Eukaryota; Metazoa; Chordata; Chondrichthyes; Orectolobiformes; Hemiscylliidae.
GGUGCCUCAAGGACAGUGCAUGUUAAUCUGAGGUAUCUAAUACACGCCGCUUCUAAAACGAGAGCCGACACCGUUCAGAAAGCAAUCGCCGAGAGACUGUUACUGACAAUAACUGAUUUAGUGAUUCUGUCACCAGUUCGGUUCGCAGGCCUUCCGAGGCUCAAAGAAGAUGUCUAGCUCGGAAGGUUUUGCAGCUGUAUUUUACAGUGAGCCAGGAGUCCUGGGGCUUCUGGCCAAUGUGAUCAGUGCCUUCCUUGUAGCUCUUCAAAAUUUUGCUCAAGUCAAUACAAACAUUUUGGCCAGUGGAACUGAAAACAUCUUGGCAGGUGUUCACCUUGUUUUGAUUGGUGGUGUGACACAACUUGUUGCUGGACUGAUGUCCUUCAGAAAGUAUGAUCAUCUGGGAGGCACAGCCUUUAUAGCAUUUUCAGCUUUGUGGAGCAGCUUUGGGGCAACUCGGAUCAUUUUGGGAGCAAACUCUCCUCUUAAUGUCACCUCAAAUGCAGUGGAUUUACAAAACACCAGUGUUGCAAUUGAUAGUUCAGAUGUGCCUUUGCCUCCGAUUAGUGAAUCAGCUGUUGCAGGGCUGGUAGCCUACAUCAGUGUUGCAUUUACUCUGUCAUUCUGUUCAGCUACAGCAAAUUACAUCAUGCCUUUUGUCUUUGGGGCCAUAACACUUACUCUCAUUUUUGAAGCUGUGGGUCUCUUUAGCCAAUGGGCUUUAAUAUUAUCAGGAAUAUUUGAACUAGUGAUUACAGUCUUUGGGCUUUAUGGAGCCAUUGCUCUGCUUUUAAAGGGAGUUACCCAGAGGUACAUCCUUCCAGGGUUUGGCAAUUCAUUAUUCAAUGUGCUGCUUCUAGGGACAGCUAAUAAAUCAUCUGCUAAGGCUAGUGGUGAAGAGAAAAAGAAGAACACUAAAUAUGCAGAGCCAAUGGCACUUGGUAAUUUGUGUAGUGUGAUUUCUCCCUUUAUCUUUGCUUUUUACUGCUUCGGGUACAUCCAAUCAUUUUAUGUAGGAGCUGUGUGGGUCAGCAUCAAUUCUAUUGCGCAGCUUUAUGCAAGCUACUAUGGUUAUUUACGCAACGAUGUCUACUUUGCGACUAAAUACUGUGUCCAUAGUAUGUAUUGGCUUGUGAAGUCCUGGGAGGAGUUUAUUUUAUCCGUCCUCAUCAAUGUUAAUAAUUUAGAUAGCAGCAGAGCCAGGAUGACAGGAGAUUGGUUUUUCGUGGUCACAUCGUUGAUUAUAUUGCUACUAUCUCUAAACAGAAACAAACUUGAAAUAAUCCAUAAUGGUUUUUUUGUUCUUCUGACGAUCUCCACUAUUCCUCAGAUUAACACUGUAUCAUAUUACAGAUUUUUUGGGGCAGUUUGCUCAAUGUAUACAGUCCUCUCCCUUUAUGCAACAUUUUCCAGCCUGAUCAACUCCAUAGCGGAAAAGGCAUUGAUUCCUAUUGGAACUGAAAUGCUGUCUUCAAAAUCAUUCCAGAAUGUUCUGUUUGCCCUAAAACAGCGGUUCAGCAAAGCUGAUGAGCUCCCAGUUUUUACUAGUGUGCAGCUGCCAGAUGCCCUUUUCUACAUUUGCAAUGGGCUUGCAGCCCUGUCUGCCAUUCAGAGUGCAAACAUGGACAAGGCCCAAGCUCAUCUUACUAUUCCUUGGGUUCUGAUCCCUGGGACUCUGAUCCAGCUCUAUGUGUCGAGGAUUCAAGUUCGUGGAGGAAGGCGCUUUGGCUCGGUGUUACCCUUCUGUUAUGCAGCUAUCUGGGCAACGUGGACCUGGCUUCGAUUUGCAGGUCAUUUGUUAAACAUUGAUCCCAAUUCUGAUGGUGGAUUCACUGCAGGAGCCAUAGCUUUCCUUAUUGUCAACAUGUUUCUGGUUAUCUUGGCUAUUCAUGUAGAUGUGGUGCUUCUCCUAGUCACAGUCAUUAUGGAAGUGAUAAUCAUUUGCUUUCUACUAUUCACCCUGGAGCAACUGCCUCUUCCUUUGGAAGGUGUAAUGCUGGCGUUGAUCAGUCUUGUCUGCGUUUAUGGAACAACAGCUUCUUUUGCCAACCAUAUGUUUGGGAAGCAACUAAUUCCUCUGGGUGACCCCCUCUUCAGGGCAGGAACAAACAAAAAGAAAGAUCAAGACCCUUUGCCUUGUUCCAUUGCUUCUUCACGGAAAACCAGUGGUCUACAGACUAUUGCAAAAAUCCUAGAUUCUGGCCGUGUGUGUGGCAUCCCAACGGAUACUGUGUAUGCUUUGGCAGCUUCCUGUAAACACCCAGAGGCUAUUAAAGGUAUCUACAACAUAAAGGAGCGUCCUUCUGAGAAGCCUAUUUGUAUCUGUAUCUCCAGCCUUGAUCAGCUUUCUGCAGUGCAUCCUCCAUUCAGCCCCUUGCUCUGGGAAUUUAUGAACCAUGUCUACCCUGGAGGGAUGAGUUGCAUUGUGAAGAAAGGAGAAUGGCUGAAGAAACUAGGUAUUGGUGCUGCAUAUGACCAUGUUGGUACCAAGGAGAGCAUCAUGAUUCGUGUUCCUGACCACACUGUGACAGCUCAUCUCGUGAACAUGACUGGACCAUUAGCCAUUACAUCAGCCAAUCCGAGUGGGGAGCCUGAUAGCAUUCACCAUGACAUGGUUAUCUCACGCCUGGGGCACAAAAUUGAUGCUGUUUUAUGUGACGGAAACUCUAAUGAAUUGGUUGCUUCCACUGUCAUCAACUGUACUAAGAUUGAUGAAGAAGGAAUCACAAUCCUAAGAGAAGGAUGUGUUCCAGCAGUAAGAGUGAUGCAGAUUUUUGAACAAGUGAAGAACAAGCUUGACUAAUGGCAAACUCCCACUGACAGAAUGUUUUCGAACCAGCAUACAACAAAGAUAUGUGCAGCACCAGCAUAAAGUCAUAGAAUACAAGCAAUAAUAUUCACAAUGUGUUACAUGUGGAUAAUUUCCCAUUAUGUUUGAUAUAUGUAGCAGUGGGUCUAAUGCAAUAAUAACUAGAAUUUUCCUUUCAUUAAAAGGAAUAUGGGAGAUUGGAAAUUUUUGUACUUUUAUAGUUAUUAGUUCUGCUUAUCCAAGUAACAUUUUACAUUGUUGUUUUAAAAAGACCUGAUAUGAAGCUGGUUGGCGGGUGACAAUCCUACAAACAGUGAAUAGUAAUAAUUCACUAAUUCUGCCAUGUUUGAUAAUAUAAAGUAAAAGUCAUAAAAAUAUAUUUAUACAAAUAAGUGUUAUCAUCAAGAUAUGCAUCUUCACUUAGAAAUAGAUCUUAGUAACUGUUAGUAUCAUGCCUGUAUAGCUCACAUGCGUGAUCAUGUUUCAUUCCGAUGUGGGGAAAUGAAGUAAAGCACCACAUUAUUUAUGGUGACAUACAUGUUGAAACAAUAGUUUGUAUAUCUCAGUAAGCCUCAAUCUACCUCCAUGACAUUAGUCUUCCAGUCAUAAUGAUGGUGGCAGUUGAACAUUUUCAAUUAAUUAUGGUCUAAUUGUGGUCUGUCCUUUCCAUUAUCGCAACACACAAUUAUAUUUUUGGCAAAACUGGUUUUAAUAAAAAGAUAUAUAAAUAGUAGAACAUAAAAGGAAACCUGCCUAUUCUGUGAAUUUGGUGUAAAAACAGAACACAGUGAUACGUGAAAUUAAAAAGAAGGCCAACAUUUCAGGGAUGAUCCUUGCUCAUAAAUGCUAGUUGCUUUCAUCACUUCAAUAGAUGUAAAUUAGGAUACAGUUGCAAUGUGUUCAACAAAUCUUUUAUCUGUUA